Messenger RNA from Anopheles coustani, 1031 nucleotides. RefSeq names its product RWD domain-containing protein 2A. The record is from RefSeq and is a predicted model, not a curated record. The transcript has a single exon. Bases 1 to 945 code for a protein of 314 amino acids. NCBI's taxonomy places the organism in Eukaryota, Metazoa, Arthropoda, Insecta, Diptera, Culicidae. Gene Ontology annotation, molecular function: protein binding.
AUGGAAGCGAAUAAUGAAGAAGAAGAAUUACAGCAGAGUCUGCUUCUGAAAAACCUGCAGAAGCAGCUGGAGGAAUUUCAGAUGCUAUCGGCGAUAUUCUGCACUCCUGGCGAACUAGAAGUAGACGAUUAUGGCUGCAUAGAGAAUCUAACUAGUUUCACUAACGGUGAAAAGGUGAAUCUAUCCACAAAGCUGGACUACCGAUUGAACCUUCCCCUGUUGGCGGGUGAGAAGGUGCAAAUACUGGUGGAGCUGCCUCAUCUCUAUCCGUCGCUGGAAAUACCUCGCAUCGUGAUCCGUUCGGCUAUCAUUCAGCGCGACCAAGAACGUAUGCUAACGGAACGGAUUGAACGGUACAUAAGCGAAGAGGUCAUCGAACGGGACGAACCGUACGUUUACCAAGUGAUCUGUUGGAUACAGGAAAGUUUAGAAGAACUUCUACGAUCAACCACGGAGAAAAGGGAUAAUGAACCAAACGGCUCUUCUAGGAGCAAAUCUUCCAUCGAAAAAGAAGCUAUCGUUUUCGAACGUCUGUGGAUUUACUCGCACCAUUUAAAGAGUAAAACCAAACGGCAAAAGAUCAUCAAAACAGCUCGCGAUCUUGAUCUGACAGGAUUUUCUAGGCCAGGCAAACCGGCCAUUAUUUGCGUAGAGGGAAACCAGCACGACACGCAAGAGUUCUGGAGAAUCAUCAAAGCGCUUAAAUGGCAGAAAAUUCAAAUAAAACUGAACGAAACUUCUGGGGCCGAUACGACAAACGAUUUCAGUGCCUUGCGUCACUUCAGUGCAGGAUUCCACGAGGAACUUUUCUGCGAAACUGACGACGAUGAAGACUUGCCCAUGAGCAUGAGUUUGUUCAUGAAGUUUCUUGAAAAGAACAACUGUAGUUACAUCAAAAAAAUUAUAUUCGGGUUUCAAGAUUCAAAUGAUCUCGCUGCGAGCUAGCAACACAGAACAAAUGUAGAAAGUUGUCAGUAUUUGCAUCGGUCAAUGCUCAAUUUGUUUAAUAAAAAUGUUAUCACGGUCAUUGG